Messenger RNA from Microtus ochrogaster (prairie vole), 843 nucleotides. RefSeq names its product Fas ligand (gene Faslg). Gene Ontology annotation, molecular function: tumor necrosis factor receptor binding. NCBI's taxonomy places the organism in Eukaryota, Metazoa, Chordata, Mammalia, Rodentia, Cricetidae. Gene Ontology annotation, biological process: apoptotic process; positive regulation of canonical NF-kappaB signal transduction; extrinsic apoptotic signaling pathway via death domain receptors. Gene Ontology annotation, cellular component: membrane. The record is from RefSeq and is a predicted model, not a curated record.
AUGCAACAGCCCUUGGAUUAUCCAUGUCCCCAAAUUUAUUGGGUGGACAACAGUGCCACCUCUGCUUGGGCUCCUCCAGGGUCAGUUUUUCCAAGUCCAUCUUCUGUGCCUGAAAAGCCGGAUGAAAGGAGACCACCACCACCUCCACCACCACUACCACCUCCAUCACAACGACCACCACCACCACCACUGCCUCCACCGCCCCCUCUAAAGAAGACGAAGGACCACAACAUAGACCUUUGGCUACCGGUGGUGUUUCUGAUGGUGCUGGCGGCUUUGGUUGGACUGGGGUUAGGAAUGUAUCAGCUCUUCCAUCUGCAGAAGGAGCUGGCAGAACUCCGUGAGUUCACCAACCAAAGCCUUAAAGUAUCAACUUUCGAAAAGCAAACACAACACCAGAGCCGACCCUCUGAAAAACAAGAGCCGAGGUGUGUGGCCCACUUAACAGGCAACCCCAGCUCAAGGUCCGUCCUUCUGGAGUGGGAAGACACAUACGGAAUAGCUCUGAUCUCCGGAGUGAAGUAUAAGAACGGUGGCCUUGUGAUCAAUGACUCUGGGUUGUACUUUGUAUAUUCCAAAGUAUACUUCCGGGGUCAGUCUUGCAACAACCAGCCCCUAAACCACAAGGUCUACAUGAGGAACUCUAAGUAUCCUGGGGAUCUGGUGCUAAUGGAGGAGAAGAAGUUGAACUACUGCACUACUGGCCAGAUGUGGGCCCACAGCAGCUAUCUGGGGGCAGUAUUCAAUCUUACCAGGGCUGACCAUUUAUAUGUCAACAUAUCUCAACUCUCUCUUAUUAAUUUUGAGGAAUCUAAAACCUUUUUUGGCUUAUAUAAGCUUUAA